ACAUACCUGUGCGGGACAGAACUCCUUCAUCCCUCCAGUCUGGUGCCCAUGUGGCAGCGACGUUUCCUCACACUGCUGCUGUCACUUUAACGUGUAGCCGAUCCAUGUGGAGUUGUGUUAUGUUGAAUACUGCACACACCCUGCCCUGAUGUGCUUCGAGGUGGCAGGGAAAGGUUGCAGCAGCAGGAAAGGAGAUGUUCCUGGUCUCUGUGCUGGAAGCAGGAUGAACCUGGUGUCCAUGGCGACAGAUCCUGAGUUGAAAUGGAUAACCCUGUGGGUCCGUGUGAGAUGGGCAGCCCUGCUGGUGCUCCUCCUGAGCUCAGUGGUGAUGCUGCUGCUCCCACUGGCUGUGGUGGAAGACCAGUGCCAGACAGUGCUCAGAGGACUCUCCUUCCUGAAGAGUAAACCGGGUACAGGCUCCUCGGGUGUCACCAGAUACACAGGACAGACGACUGGGCUCAGCGUCACCUCCAACGGGCUGGAGCUGCUGGUGCUGAAAGGCAAAGCCACCCCAGAAGUGAAGCUGGAAGCCAGAGCAGCUCUGAACCAAGCCCUGGAGAUGAAGCGGCAGGGGAAGCGGGAGAAGGCUCACAAGCUCUUUGUGUACGCCCUCAAAAUGGACCCCAACUACGUGGACGCCCUGAACGAGUUCGGGAUCUUCUCCGAAGAGGAGAAAGACAUCCUGCAAGCUGACUACCUGUACUCCAAAGCGCUGACCCUCUCGCCCUGCAACGAGAAGGCCCUGAUCAACCGGGACCGCACGCUGCCCUUGGUCGAGGAGAUCGACCAGAGGUACUUCAGCAUCAUCGACGGCAAGAUGAAGAAGGUGAUGGCCAUCCCCAAAGGCAACUCCGCCCUGCGCCGGGUGAUGGAGGAGUCCUACUACCACCACAUCUACCACACGGUGGCCAUCGAAGGCAACACCCUGACGCUGGCGGAGAUCAGGCACAUCAUCGAGACCAGGUACGCCGUGCCCGGGAAGAGCCUGGUGGAGCAGAACGAGGUCAUCGGCAUGCACGCGGCCCUCAAGUACGUCAACACCACGCUGGUGUCGCGCAUCGGCUCCGUCACCGCCGCCGACAUCCUGGAGAUCCACCGCCGGGUGCUGGGCUACGCCGACCCGCUGGAGGCGGGCAGGUACAGGGCCACCCAGGUGUUCGUAGGCCACCACAUCCCGCCCCACCCCCGGGACGUGGAGAAGCAGAUGCAGGAGUUCGUGCAGUGGCUGAACUCGGAGGACGCCAUGGGCUUGCACCCCGUGGAGUUCGCCGCCUUGGCCCACUACAAGCUGGUUUACAUCCACCCCUUCGUGGACGGCAACGGGAGGACCUCGCGCCUGCUGAUGAACCUCAUCCUGAUGCAGGCCGGCUACCCGCCCAUCACCAUCCGCAAGGAGCAGCGGGCCGAGUACUACCACGUCCUGGAAGUGGCCAACGAGGGCGACGUGAGGCCUUUCAUCCGUUUCAUCGCCAAGUGCACGGAGACCACCCUGGACAUGCUGCUCAUCGCCACCACCGAGUACUCCGUGGGCUUACCCGAAGCGGACGGCAGCGCCGCCGGCUGCAAGCAAACCAUCCCCGUCAAGACUUGAGGGCGGCUGGGGGAGGUUCGGGA
Dryobates pubescens (Downy woodpecker) is the source of this 1614-nucleotide messenger RNA. It is a transcript of the gene FICD, whose product is annotated as FIC domain protein adenylyltransferase. Gene Ontology annotation, molecular function: protein binding. Lineage: Eukaryota; Metazoa; Chordata; Aves; Piciformes; Picidae. The record is from RefSeq and is a predicted model, not a curated record. The transcript has 3 exons. The coding region runs from base 149 to 1591 and encodes 480 amino acids.